AUGGCCACACCCUACAAGCCAGAGAAACCUCCUGUCACAGGGGCUGUGUUGCUGCGGGCGCGAGAGGCGGCGCAGUUCCUGCGGCCCAGGCAGCGCCGCGCCUACCAAGUCUUCGAGGAGGCCAAGCAGGGCCACCUGGAACGGGAGUGCGUGGAGGAGGUGUGCAGCAAGGAGGAGGCCAGAGAGGUGUUCGAAAAUGACCCCGAGACGGAAUAUUUCUAUCCACGAUACCAGGAAUGCCUGAGGAAAUAUGGCAAGCCUGAAGAUAAAAACCCAAAUUUUGCACCUUGCGUUCAGAACUUGCCUGACCAGUGCACCCCAAACCCUUGUGAUAAGAAGGGCACUCAACUCUGUCAAGACCUCAUGGGCAACUUCUACUGCCUGUGCAAAGCUGGCUGGGAAGGCCGGCUCUGUAACAAAGAUGUCAAUGAGUGUGCCCAGAAGAAUGGGGGCUGUAGCCAGGUCUGCCACAACAAGCCAGGAAGCUUCCAAUGUGCCUGCCAUAGCGGCUUCUCACUUGCCUCAGAUGGCAGGAAUUGCCAAGAUGUAGAUGAGUGUGCAGACCUGAACACCUGUGGGGAUGCACGCUGCAAGAACUUGCCGGGUUCCUACUCCUGCCUCUGUGACAAGGGAUACACAUACAGCUCCCAAGAGAAGGCCUGCCAAGAUGUGGACGAGUGCCAGCAGGGACGCUGUGAGCAAACCUGUGUCAACUCCCCAGGCAGCUACACCUGCCACUGUGAUGGGCGUGGGGGCCUAAAGCUGUCCCCAGAUAUGGAUACUUGUGAGGACAUCUUACCAUGUGUGCCCUUCGCCAUGGCCAAGAGUGUGAAGUCCUUGUACCUGGGCCGCAUGUUCAGCGGUACCCCGGUGAUCAGACUACGCUUCAAGAGGCUUCAACCCACCAGGCUGCUGGCUGAGUUUGACUUCCGAACUUUUGACCCUGAAGGAGUCCUCUUCUUUGCUGGAGGCCGUUCAGAUAGCACCUGGAUUGUACUGGGCCUAAGGGCUGGGCGGCUUGAGUUGCAGCUUCGGUACAAUGGUGUUGGGCGCAUCACCAGCAGUGGGCCAAUCAUCAACCAUGGCAUGUGGCAGACGAUCUCUGUGGAGGAGCUGGAACGCAACCUUGUAAUCAAAGUCAACAAAGAUGCUGUGAUGAAGAUUGCAGUAGCUGGGGAGCUGUUCCAGCUGGAGAGAGGCCUAUAUCACCUGAAUCUCACUGUGGGUGGCAUUCCCUUCAAGGAGAAUGACCUUGUCCAGCCCAUUAACCCUCGCUUGGAUGGAUGCAUGAGGAGCUGGAACUGGCUGAAUGGGGAAGAUAGUGCGAUCCAGGAAACAGUAAAGGCAAAUACAAAGAUGCAGUGCUUCUCUGUGACUGAGCGGGGUUCCUUCUUCCCUGGGAAUGCAUUCGCCUUCUACAGCCUCAACUACACCCGAACAUCACUGGAUGUCGGCACGGAAACCACCUGGAAAGUAGAAGUUGUGGCUCAGGUCCGCCCUGCCACUGACACAGGGGUGCUGCUAGCACUGGUGGGUGACAACCAUGUCGUCCCCCUCUCUGUGGCCCUGGUCGACUACCACUCUACAAAGAAGCUCAAGAAACAGUUGGUGGUCCUGGCAGUUGAGGACAUCGCUCUGGCACUGAUGGAAAUCAAAGUUUGUGACAGCCAGGAACACAUAGUCACUGUCUCCCUUCGGGAUGGUGAGGCCACGCUGGAAGUGGAUGGUACCAAGGGCCAGAGUGAAGUGAGUGCUACCCAGCUGCAGGAGAGACUGGACACACUUGAGAAACAUCUACAAGGCACUGUGCUCACCUUUGUUGGAGGCCUGCCAGAUGUUCCAGUGACUUCGGCACCUGUCACAGCAUACUACCGUGGAUGCAUGACCCUGGAGGUAAACCAGAAAGUCCUGGACCUGGACGAGGCCUCGUACAAGCACAGUGACAUCACCUCACACUCCUGCCCACCUGUGGAGCAUGCCACUCUCUAG
Messenger RNA from Cricetulus griseus (Chinese hamster), 1989 nucleotides. The record is from RefSeq and is a predicted model, not a curated record. Lineage: Eukaryota; Metazoa; Chordata; Mammalia; Rodentia; Cricetidae.